This is a messenger RNA of Zea mays, 1549 nucleotides long. RefSeq lists its product as uncharacterized. Gene Ontology annotation, biological process: positive regulation of transcription by RNA polymerase II. NCBI's taxonomy places the organism in Eukaryota, Viridiplantae, Streptophyta, Magnoliopsida, Poales, Poaceae. Bases 126 to 1292 code for a protein of 388 amino acids. The record is from RefSeq and is a predicted model, not a curated record. Gene Ontology annotation, molecular function: RNA polymerase II transcription regulatory region sequence-specific DNA binding; protein dimerization activity. The transcript has 11 exons.
GUUUCUAACGGUUACAAGGUUGGCCGGUGAGGUCGUGACUCGUGAGUCGUGAGGCCGGCGGUCAGCCCCUCCCGACAAAUUCUCUCCUCCUACCAAAAGCCACCGACCCUAGCUAGCCAGCCUAUAUGUCGAUCUGCAUCCCCGGAUCUCCUCUUCAAUUCGCCUGCAAUCUUGGGGGUGAUCGAUUACACAGCAUUAUGGGUCGCGUGAAGCUACAGAUCAAGAGGAUAGAGAACAACACCAAUCGGCAGGUGACCUUCUCCAAGCGUCGGAAUGGCCUCAUCAAGAAGGCCUAUGAGCUCUCCGUUCUAUGCGACAUCGACAUCGCGCUCAUCAUGUUCUCGCCCUCCAAUCGCCUCAGCCACUUCUCCGGCAGGCGCAGGAUCGAGGACGUGAUCACGAGGUACAUCAAUCUCCCGGAGCACGACAGAGGAGGAGUUGUUCGGAAUAGAGAGUAUCUGAUGAAGAUGCUUGCUAAACUCAAAUGUGAGGGUAACAUAGCCGAACAACUCACACCUAAUAAAGAGCCAAUAAAUUCCAACGUAGAGGAGCUUCAGCAGGAGAUUAAGACGUACCAACACCAGAUGGAAGUCUUAAAGGAGCAACUUAGGAUGUUCGAACCAGAUCUGACAACAUUGAUGUCGAUGAACGAUUUCGAGACGUGUGAGAAAUUCCUCAUGGACACCCUCACUUGCGUGGAGGAGCGAAAGAAAUAUUUGCUGUGCAACCACGUGGCCCCGUUCGAUCCGUCGGCCUCCGACAUGCAACAACACGUAGACAUGUUCGCCCUGCCGCCGGCGCCGCCUCACCAACAGGAGCAACAAGGGGACGACCUAGGAGGCGCCGCCAGCGCGUUCGGUGGCGAUGUCUCGUGGUUCGCCGAUGGGAUGCCGACGUCGUCGAUCUUUGCCGCGUCGGACCCAAUCUUGUACUUUAGGGAUCAGGUGAUGUUCGACUCGACGUCGACGAUGCGGCGUGACUCGAUGGUGGCAGGGGUGGACCCAGGAAUGACCUCGGUGUGCCAGAUGGAGCAGCAAGCCCCCAGCGUGGACUGGCAGCAGGCGUACACGUCGGCGGAGUUCUUCUCCACGCUGAUCCCGUCCACGCCCUACCCCCUUGAUGAUCAGAACGACAUGGCUCAAGUGCUUACAUCUCCGAUGGUGCCACCGCACGAGCACGAUAAGGUGGAGGUGCCGAUGAGCUCGUCCAACGUGCCGACGGACGGGGAUUGCGGCACCACCCUUGCCGCCGCUCAAGAGGACGGCCUGCCCGGGGUGGUCAACAUUGGCUAGCUAGCUGCAUCUGCAUGCAUGUCCGGCUCGGCUCUCUGCCUUCCUCACUUCUUUACCAACUGCAGCCAUGAUUUGAUCUUGUUUCACAUGGACAGAUGAUACUUGUUAUUCGUUUAUAGGUUUUAUUGAGCACUAUUUGUGGCACUGGUCUAGAUGGUCCGACCUGCGGACGGUUCAUUUAUAGACGUAGACAGUUCACGAUAGUAUUAGAUCAGACGAAUUAACUUCCUUUCUCCAUGCAUGUUUAUCUCUCUAAA